AUGUACACACGCCGCCUGACUGCCAGCGUCAACGCAGCGCGAGCCUUGCGAUCUGCCCGUGCGGCUACCCCCGCCGUGCGCCCGACACCGCGAGCUGUUGCAGCUCAGACGCAGCGCCCGACGCAGACACGUUCGCUGCAGACCUCGGCGCCGCUGCUGGAUCUGCACGCGCAGGCGCAGGACGUGGUGACCGACGAUGCUAAGAGUGGCAUGGGAUCGCACGCUGCCGCUGAGAAGAAGAUGCAGGACGCCGAGGCCGCGGCGUCGUUCUCUGACCCGAUGACGCGGUACGAGUACCUUGUGCGAACGGGGGUGCUGCGCGCCGACCCGUACCAGAAGGAGAUCAUCCAGAAGCUGCAGGACUUCCACGAGGAACUGAGGCACUACGACCCCGGACCGAUCCCAGACGGAGAUACAAAGGUGGAGCCGAGCUUCCCGGACCACGAGCCGAUCAUCCCCCUCGAGCAGGUCCCGAAAGGUCUGUACCUCUACGGCUCCGUGGGCACGGGCAAGACGAUGUUGAUGGACCUGUUCCACUCGACGCUGCCGCAGCAGUUCCGGAAGGGGGGCAAGUACGGGAGUACGCGUGUGCACUUCCACGCCUUCAUGAUCGAGGUGAUGAAGCGCAUGCACGCCGUGACGGAGAAGUAUGCGGCGGAGGGAGACGGGAAGCGGGACGCGAUGCCCGAGGUCGCGCGCAGCAUUGCGGCCGACGGGCGCGUACUCUGUUUCGACGAGUUCCAGGUCACGGACAUUGUGACGGCGAUGAUGCUCCGCGUGCUCUUUGAGCGUCUCACGGAUUUCGGCGUCGUCUCCUUCAUCACGUCCAACCGCCACCCCGACGAGCUGUACCAGAACGGUUUGCAGCGCGAGCUCUUCAUCCCUGCCAUCGACCUGAUCAAGGAGCGCUUCAACGUUGUCGACCUCGACAGUGGCACCGAUUACCGCAAGAUCCCCCGAACCCUGACCAAGGUGUACUACCACCCUCUGGGUCCGGAGACGACCUCGGAGAUGGACAAGCUGUUCAACGGGCUGGCAUCCGCCGACGUUGACCCCGAGAUCCGUCUCGGCCGCAAGCUCUCUCUGUGGGGCCGUGAGGUCGCCGUGCCGGAGAGCUCCGGCCACGUCGCGCGCUUCACGUUCGACGACCUGUGCAACCGCCCCCUGUCCGCCAGUGACUAUCUCGAGAUCACGAAGAACUUCCACACCAUCUUCGUCGAGGACAUUCCCAAGCUCACUCUGUCUGAACGCGACCAGGCGCGGCGCUUCAUCACCUUUGUCGACGCAGCGUACGAGAUGAAGGUCAAGCUGUUCGCAUCGAGCGACGGACCGCUGUACACGAUCUUCAGCGCGGAUGACCCGGAAACGCAGCACGCCGUGACGCAGAAGCUGCAGGAGAUGGGCGCGCCGACGGACGCCAACAUCAACCACGAGCUGUUCUCGAGCGACGAGGAGCUGUUCGCGUUCGCGCGCUGUGUCUCGCGUCUCACGCAGAUGGCGACCAAGGAGUGGGCCGACGAGUGCUCUGCCGCGCAUCCUGAUGAGUUCAAGUAG
Messenger RNA from Trichosporon asahii var. asahii CBS 2479, 1554 nucleotides. Its product is annotated as ATPase. The transcript has 4 exons. The record is from RefSeq and is a predicted model, not a curated record. Gene Ontology annotation, cellular component: mitochondrion; cytoplasm. Gene Ontology annotation, molecular function: ATP binding; ATP hydrolysis activity. The coding region runs from base 1 to 1554 and encodes 517 amino acids. Gene Ontology annotation, biological process: protein quality control for misfolded or incompletely synthesized proteins. Lineage: Eukaryota; Fungi; Basidiomycota; Tremellomycetes; Trichosporonales; Trichosporonaceae.